Messenger RNA from Melanotaenia boesemani (Boeseman's rainbowfish), 2866 nucleotides. RefSeq names its product serine/threonine-protein phosphatase PP1-beta catalytic subunit-like. Gene Ontology annotation, biological process: circadian regulation of gene expression; regulation of circadian rhythm. Lineage: Eukaryota; Metazoa; Chordata; Actinopteri; Atheriniformes; Melanotaeniidae. Gene Ontology annotation, cellular component: cytoplasm; nucleus. The transcript has 8 exons. The record is from RefSeq and is a predicted model, not a curated record. Bases 33 to 1031 code for a protein of 332 amino acids. Gene Ontology annotation, molecular function: protein serine/threonine phosphatase activity.
UCAGGGUGGUAGUUGCCCAUAAACACGCCUGUAUGAGUAUCAGAAAUAUGGCGGAGAGCGAGCUGAACGUUGACAGUCUUAUUUCUCGAUUACUAGAAGUGCGAGGAUGUCGUCCAGGGAAGAUUGUGCAGAUGACAGAGGCUGAGGUUCGGGGGCUCUGCAUCAAAUCCAGGGAGAUUUUUCUCAGUCAGCCGAUUCUGUUAGAACUGGAGGCCCCUCUCAAAAUCUGUGGUGAUAUCCAUGGCCAGUACACAGAUUUGCUGAGGCUAUUUGAGUACGGAGGUUUCCCUCCAGAGGCCAACUAUCUGUUCUUGGGUGAUUAUGUGGACAGAGGGAAGCAGUCGCUGGAGACCAUUUGUCUGCUACUUGCAUACAAGAUCAAAUAUCCAGAAAAUUUCUUCCUGCUCAGGGGGAACCACGAGUGUGCCUCUAUUAAUCGCAUCUAUGGCUUCUAUGAUGAGUGCAAACGUAGGUUUAACAUAAAGCUCUGGAAGACAUUCACAGACUGUUUUAAUUGUCUGCCCAUUGCUGCAAUAAUCGACGAGAAGAUCUUCUGCUGCCACGGAGGACUUUCACCUGAUCUGCAGUCCAUGGAACAAAUCCGACGCAUCAUGAGACCCACUGACGUCCCAGACACAGGUUUGCUGUGUGACUUGUUGUGGUCAGACCCAGACAAAGACGUGCAGGGCUGGGGGGAGAAUGACCGAGGAGUCUCAUUCACCUUUGGUGCUGACGUGGUCAGCAAGUUCCUCAACCGUCAUGACCUGGAUCUCAUCUGUCGGGCGCAUCAGGUUGUAGAAGACGGCUACGAGUUCUUUGCAAAGAGGCAGCUGGUGACUCUGUUUUCAGCUCCUAACUACUGCGGGGAGUUCGACAACGCAGGCGGCAUGAUGAGUGUGGACGAGUCGCUUAUGUGCUCCUUUCAGAUAUUGAAGCCGUCAGAGAAAAAAGCUAAGUACCAGUAUGGAGGGGUGAAUUCAGGACGCCCUGUCACCCCACCUCGAACCACUCAGGCACCUAAAAAGAGGUGAGCAGGUGGCCCCGAUUUUCCUGCUCCUCCUGUCGCUGGUUGGUCUGUGGACCACACCCCUGCAGGCAGACUCCAAACACUCCACCUCCUCUCUGUCAUAUCGUUCUUGUGUAAAUACAAACUACUGGAGUGCUCUUGCUUGUUCUGUGGGUAAAUUAUAUAAACACUCAUAUUUUUUUCCCCCAUUUCUUGGAUGCCAUAUAUUUAUUUACUCAACCCUAACUUCUGCUUCUCAGCCCAUUCUGGAAUAUUUACACCAACCCAUUUGUGGAAUGGGCAAAAGGUUUUUUUCAGCUUCAGAUUAACACUUUCCAUUGUGAUUUUGUGAAUGCAUGCACACUUGUGUGAUAUAUGACUUCAUUGUCAGAGCCAGUUGGAAUCCACACAUUCUCCAAGCCUGCAGGGCCAAAUAUGUCCUGACUCAGCUCAGUUCUCUCUUACAUAUCGGCAGAAGUAUUACACUGCAUGAAGGAAUAAAAACAUUUCAGGAAAUUUCAGGCAUUUACGUGUAUUCCUGUCAAGAGUCAGAUAUGAUUGAUGCCAUUCUCACCCCUCAAAUAUGAGUCAACUACCAGUCCAAAUUUAGCUCAGCAAAUAGGUAGCUGGGCUUUGUACAACAGUAUCUUAAGUAUUUUAUUUUUAAUAUGUAACAUUUUGCUUGAUUGAUCCAAAAGUGCAAAAAUUACUAAUUUGAUUAUUACUUGAUAAGGACCCCAAAGCCUUGGAACCAACAGAGCUGCUGGUUCCAGACCAAUAAACUCACGUAUCGAUAAAACAAACACAACAUUGUAAGUCAAUUAGUUUAAUAUAAACAGAGCAACUUUUUCAUGUUUUUUUUAUUAGCUGCUGGCUUCGGCUACAUAAAAAACAAACAAACAAACAAAAAAAAGUCUCCUCAUCCAACUCUAGGCAAGAACGCAGCUUUGAAUUUUUUUCCAAAUGUCAAGCUGUCUAUUAUUAUUCUGACACAACAGCAUCACUUCCCCCACGACUUAAGAAUGUUUUUCUCUCCAGAGAUCAAUAAUCCAGAAAUUUUAAUGGCAUAAGUGCAAUAAAUAUUGCUUUAAAGUCUGCUAUGUAUAAGUACAAAUAUUUGUUAAGGUGAUCAAAGCUUCUCUGAGAUAAAAAAAAGGCCAAAGUCAACCUGUGCUCUACUUUAGUUACAUAUUUGUGUACUCAUUUACUUCCAGGUUCCAGCUUUUUUAAAACUCAUUUUUUAUGCCUCAUAUCAUUGAGAGCAUUUGUGGUUUUAAAGAGUUUAAUUUUCAUUAUUUAUAAAGUAAGGGAAAACCAAAAUGCAAAUGGUUCCUCUCUUGUUCUGGUGUGAAUUUGGUGUACAUGGGAUGCAAACAAACUUGUGAUUAUCUUGACUAUAUUUGUGUCCCUUGGUAAAAAUGGUAGAUGUGUAGAAAUGUAGUGACGAUUGUACCAACAUAAAGAGGAUAUACAAGUGAAAGGUGAUAAACGAGACAUUUUUUAAUGUAACACAGUCACGUAAAGUACAGGAUUGACGCAGAUUUCAUUUUAAUGAUUUUUUCUAGUGUUCACAGCUUACACACUGAACAAUGUUGUACAUCCAGUCACUGCAUGACAGUCGAGGGUCAAAGGCAUUUUGGUUGUUGGCAUUACAGUUCUCAGUAGUUAUUGAAUAAAUGGCAGUAAAUCAUUUCUAAACUUCCAAUGAACAUUAAAGCAAGGUUACUUUAUUUCAAUCCAACCAUUUGCCUUGUAAUUUUGCAAGUCUUCGAGUUGGAAACAGUAUGUAAAAACUGAUCGGAUGUCAGAAAUUUGUAUGAAUUUGUGCCAAAUGGAUUAAAUAAAUGGAAAUGCUGUUGA